AUGCCUGCGCAUCUUCAGGCCUCCGCGAACAUGCCACCAAAACGCCAAAAGGCGUCUGAGCCAGCUUCAACACCCGAGCCCAAGAGGCGUGUCACGCGCGCAUCUGCCAGAACAAACACCGGAAAUGCGAAAGACUUACCAGACUCAACAACAAAACUACCUGAGGCGAGACCAAAGACGACGAAAGGACGACAGGCGGCUAAUCCUAAGAAGCGUUCACCAAAGGAUACGACACCAGAGGCAGACGCGCAGCCCGAUCAAGAAAGCGACUCAGCACCCCAGAAUCGCACCACCCUCACCAUCACACACGAACUCGUCAAGAAACCAAUCGAAUGCCACCAAUACGCUCCCACAUCAUCGCCAUCCACCCCACCACCAACGCUAAUAUUCACCCACGGCGCAGGCGGCACACUCUCCGCCGACGCCGUAGUAAACUUCUGCACGGGAUACUCCUCUUCUCUCCCUAUUCUCGCUUUCCAAGGUUCAAUGAAUCUCAAAGCGCGGACCAAGGGCUUCCACGCAUGUAUCGAUGAGCUGAACUCCAGUCAAUCGACUGCACAAAAGGGAGCAAAAGAGGACACGGCUGGAUCGAAGACAUUGUUACUAGGCGGACGAAGCAUGGGGGCGCGCGCUGCUGUCAUCGCUGCUACCGAACAUCUCGCCUCACUAGACGACAAAGAAGCAGAAGAGUUGAACGUACAGCUCAUACUGGUAUCCUACCCACUCCUCGGCCCCAAAGACGAAAUGCGCGACCAAAUCCUGCUCGAACUACCAAAGAGCGUCCGCAUACUCUUCAUCAGUGGCGACGAAGACGCCAUGUGCCCAAUCGAUACGCUGAACGAAACGAGGGAUAAGCUGACGGCGAAAUCUCAGCUUGUCGUUGUUACCGAUGCGAAUCAUGGCAUGCAUGUUGUUCCCGCUAGCAGGACAAAAAGGGUAGGAGAAGAGACAGGGCGUUUAGCAGCACGAUGGGUAGAAGGGGAACCCAUGGAUGAUGACACAUACAUUGAUGAGCUGGAGGGCGAAGAAGAAUGGAAAUAA
Molecule: messenger RNA, 1041 nt
Organism: Alternaria infectoria
Lineage: Eukaryota; Fungi; Ascomycota; Dothideomycetes; Pleosporales; Pleosporaceae
Exons: 2
Coding region: 1-1041 (346 amino acids)
Source: RefSeq, a predicted model, not a curated record